Gryllus bimaculatus (two-spotted cricket) is the source of this 768-nucleotide messenger RNA. The record is from the annotation of a GenBank genome assembly. Lineage: Eukaryota; Metazoa; Arthropoda; Insecta; Orthoptera; Gryllidae.
AUGGAGCGGGCAACGCAAGGUUAUUGCAAAAGCGGCGGGGAUGAUAUGGAGCGAUUGGUGCGUGGGCGAGCGGUGAUGCGAACGCGGCCCGCCGUGUCGUUGCAGGUGACCGUCUGCUGCGGCUGCGCGGGCGGAGGCGCUGCUAGCAGCGGCGGCUGCAGCCUCCCGUGGCCGUGCCUCCCAGCGCGAGCGGCGGACGCUGCGGCGCCGGUGGCAGCGGGCGACAGGAGAACAGAAGCGGCGACUGGAGAAAUCGCAGAGAUAGAAGGGGGGAGGAGGAACGCCAGUGUCGGAGGCGGCGCAGAAGGCGAGGGCGGCGGAAACGGAGCUAGAAGAGGAGGCGGCACCUUCGAGGACUUCGCGUGGGCGGAGGCGUCGAAGACGACGGGCGAGGCGUUGGCGGAGGCAGAAGAAGAGGUGGCGGACUCGGAGGCGGAGACAGAGGGUGCUUGGGAAGAGAAGCUGAAGGUGCCGGUGGUGCUGGAGAUUGAAGCAAAAGCGAGGGUGGGGGAGGAGAAGGUGGCUGAGCCAGAGAAGAUGGUGAUAGUGAAUCCGAAAAUCCGGAUAGAAAGACGAGAAAUGCGGGGUCGGCGAGCCAGCCGUAUGUGGGAGCGUAGGCGAAGUGUGUCGUUUAGCUCAUGGCGCAUCGGAAUGCUUCAUCAUCAGCAAAGAAAGAGGGCAACGGGCAGGUGCGAAGGCAAGUGCGACGGCGUUCAAGCCAGGGAGUGGGAAGGUGGGAUGAAAAGGGCUCAGAUGGACGAACGUUAG